Molecule: messenger RNA, 1449 nt
Organism: Pundamilia nyererei
Lineage: Eukaryota; Metazoa; Chordata; Actinopteri; Cichliformes; Cichlidae
Gene: ptger4c
Product: prostaglandin E receptor 4 (subtype EP4) c
Exons: 2
Coding region: 1-1449 (482 amino acids)
Biological process (GO): inflammatory response; positive regulation of cytosolic calcium ion concentration; adenylate cyclase-activating G protein-coupled receptor signaling pathway
Cellular component (GO): plasma membrane
Molecular function (GO): prostaglandin E receptor activity
Source: RefSeq, a predicted model, not a curated record
AUGAUCAACCACACUGCCGCGUUUGAAGAACUGGACACAAACGUUUCUGAGCCGUCACAGCUUCUCUCGCUUAACCAGAGCGCUUUCCCUGCGCUUCGGCUCGAGUACAAGUCUCUGAUCACUUCAGCCACCAUGUUCGCCGUGGGCGUCCUGGGAAACCUCAUCGCCAUAGUGGUGCUGUGUGUCUCCAAAAAAGAACAGAAGGAAACCACUUUCUACACGCUGGUCUGCGGUAUGGCCAUCACGGACCUGUUGGGGACGUGCUUCACGAGCCCGGUGGUAAUCGCCACGUACGUGUCUAGCCGGUGGCCAGGGGGAGCGCUGCUCUGCCACUUCUUUUCCUUUUCCAUGCUUUUCUUCGGCUCCGCCGGCAUGUCUAUAUUGUGCGCUAUGGCUGUGGAGCGAUACUUGGCCAUAAAUCACGCGUACUUUUACUCCCAGCACAUAGACCGAACCAUGGCGCGGUUUGCGCUCCUGGUCACCUACCUGGCGAACAUCGUGCUGUGUAUUAUGCCCAGUUUUGGAUUCGGACAGCACGUUAGCCAAAUCCCCGGGACUUGGUGCUUUCUCGACUGGAGAGCAAUGGAUCCGCUGGGAGCUUGCUACUCGUUUCUGUACGGCGGCGUGAUGAUUAUGUUGAUCGCAGUGACUGUUUUGUGUAACUUGGCGGUGUGCAGGACGUUGGUGGGCAUGAACCAGAGGACAGGAAUAGUCAGGACUGAGCUGUGUGAGCAGGGGUGCUCCCGUCGACGCUUCCCUCGGCUGCCUUCGGUCACUUCUGCGGCAGAGAUCCAAAUGUUCUGGCUUAUGAUCUUGAUGACCAUCGUAUUCCUGGUCUGCUCUAUCCCAUUAGUGGUGCGAAUCUUUGUUAACCAACUAUAUGGCCCAUCUUACAUUUCUGCUGGGAUGAAGCCCGACUAUCGCAGCGACCUGUUGGCAGUCCGCUUCGCCUCGUUCAAUCCCAUAUUAGACCCCUGGGUGUACAUAUUGUGUCGCAAAAACCUGCUAUUGAAGGGCUGCGAGAAGCUAAAGAGAACAGUUAACAGGGUCAGGGAUGGAGGCGGCGACAACAUCGGCUGGGCAGAGGGUCAAAACUCUCCACAGUCUUUAAACAGCAACGAUACCAGUUACGCUUCCAUACGCACAUCCAGCUACAGAAACGACCGGGACCAUCACGGACUCAUCCAGAAUAAAUCUUUUACAGACUUUGCCCUGAGACAAGCGUGGGAGUACGACACGGCCCGUGUCAGCUUUCACCCGUUCAGCGUCGAAUCGACCGCGACCCUUGGCUGUGAUGACGAGGUGGAGGGUAACUCCAAACAGGAGGCAGCCAAGGCAUCUCCAGGGCGCAGCGUAACGCCGCUGCUUCCUGCGCACAUAAGGAGAAUGGACAUCGUUACCUGCACGUUCAGCACACCGAGCUCCUGUGAGUCUGCGAAGUGUCUCUGA